Messenger RNA from Carica papaya (papaya), 815 nucleotides. RefSeq names its product Rab GTPase-like A1I protein (gene RABA6B). Gene Ontology annotation, molecular function: GTP binding; GTPase activity. NCBI's taxonomy places the organism in Eukaryota, Viridiplantae, Streptophyta, Magnoliopsida, Brassicales, Caricaceae. The record is from RefSeq and is a predicted model, not a curated record.
UUCUUACAAUCAUCCUUUUUCUUAAAUGGGUCUCUCGAGUUGUUCCCAACUUUGUUGAGUUCGGUUAGUCAAAAACAUUUUUCCUCACUUUUUCUUUUUAAAUUCUACAGAAAAAGGUGUUUUGAUGGGUGAUUCCUACGAUGAAGAGUGUGAUUACCUGUUCAAAGCUGUUCUGAUUGGAGACUCUGCAGUUGGGAAAUCAAAUCUUCUCUCGAGAUUCUCUCGCGAUGAGUUUCGAUUGGAUUCAAAACCCACCAUAGGAGUUGAAUUCGCUUACAGGAAUAUCAAGGUUGCUGAUAAGACCAUCAAGGCUCAGAUAUGGGACACCGCCGGCCAAGAAAGGUUUAGAGCCAUAACAAGUUCAUAUUACCGUGGAGCUCUCGGCGCGUUACUAGUCUACGACAUCACGCGGCGAGCGACGUUCGAUAACGUGAAGAAAUGGUUGAGGGAGCUGAGAGAAUUCGGCGACAAAGACAUGGUCGUCGUUCUCGUCGGCAACAAAUCCGAUCUAGGUCAAAUGUCGAGAGAAAUUGAGGAGGAAGAAGGCAAAAAUUUUGCAGAGGCGGAAGGUCUGUGUUUCAUAGAAACAUCCGCUCUGCAGAAUUUGAAUGUGGAAGAAGCUUUUCUGCAGGUGAUUAAGAAAAUCCAUGGAGUUAUGAGCCAGAGGAGUCUAGAGGCCAAAGCCAAUGAAACAAUUACAAAGGCGAGUUUGUUACAGAGCGGAAAAGAAAUUAUCAGUAUUAAUAUCGAUGAAGUAACCGCUACUAAACAACAAUUCACUUGCUGUUACAAGUAAAUAGCUUCGCAAAUUUUAA